AACGAUCCAGAACACCGUCCACAAUGCGCUCCUUCAUCCUUCUCAGUCUCCUCCUCUCUCUCUUCACCACCUUUAUCCUUGCUCAGGACCAAGCCAUCUCCGACGCUGAGACAACCGCUUCAGGCAACACACUAAACACUUCGACCCAAGCACCUGCAGAAGCUACCUCGGCUGCUCAAUCAGUCGCGUCGUCAAUUGCAUCAGAGGUCUUUUCCUCGGCGUUGUCGUCUGCUGCGAGUAGCAUUUCUGAGAGAGUGGCUGAGAGUCCGAGUGCGACUGCCACGGAGGGUGCUGCGGCGCCUACGAAAGGUACGUUUCUGUUGAUUAAGAGGAUUGAUAGUCUGGGAAUACAUGCUAAUAUGCCUGAGUAGAUGCGCAGUUUGCUGCUCUGGUUGGGGGGUUGGCUGUCG
This is a messenger RNA of Alternaria rosae, 410 nucleotides long. RefSeq lists its product as uncharacterized. Lineage: Eukaryota; Fungi; Ascomycota; Dothideomycetes; Pleosporales; Pleosporaceae. The transcript has a single exon. The record is from RefSeq and is a predicted model, not a curated record. Bases 24 to 371 code for a protein of 115 amino acids.